Eruca vesicaria subsp. sativa (arugula) is the source of this 615-nucleotide messenger RNA. Lineage: Eukaryota; Viridiplantae; Streptophyta; Magnoliopsida; Brassicales; Brassicaceae. The record is from the annotation of a GenBank genome assembly.
AUGGCAGACGAGGUGAUUCUUCUGAGCGUUUGGGCGAGUAUGUUUGGGAUGAGGACGAGGAUUGCCUUGGAUGAGAAAAAAGUCAAGUACGAAUAUAGAGAACAAGAUUUAUGGAACAAGAGCUCCUUGCUCCUCGAGAUGAACCCGAUUCAUAAGAAAAUCCCGGUUCUCAUUCACAAUGGUAAACCGGUCUGUGAAUCUCUCAUCCAGGUCGAGUACAUCGACGAGACUUGGCCCGGUGAAAACCAACUCCUUCCUUCUGAUCCUUACCAAAGAGCUCAAGCCAAGUUUUGGGCAGAUUUCAUCGACAAAAAGGUGAAUGUAACGGCGAGGAGGAUUUGGGCGAUAAAAGGUGAGGAGAAAGAAGCAUCCAAGGAGUUAAUGGAGAUACUCAAGACGCUUGAAACCGAGCUUGGAGACAAACAUUACUUUGGAGGCGAGACGUUCGGCUGGUUUGGAAUCUACAACAAGUUUGGGAAUAUGAGUAUCGAAUCAGAGUGUCCAACGUUGACUGCGUGGGCCAAAAGGUGUUUGGAGAGGGAGAGCGUUGCUAAAGCCUUGCCUGAGUCUGAGAAGGUCACUACGUUCAUUUCCCAACGUCUUGGCGUCGAGUAG